AAAAAUGCUCUCUAUUUUUUCAUCUCUUCCACCACCACAAACACCACCGUACCACACCAAAGCCUGAAAUGUCCGACGUGUCACGCCGGACAACACCCUCAACCCGCAUUCACAUAAUGGCCCUAGACGGCAUAGUCAAUGUGAACUCACUUUUCUCAAUUGCCCUCUUCAUAGGCCUCACUUGGUACCCUACCACCGACCUCAACUCCAUGCUACUAGGCUCCAACAAAGCUUGUGCUGCCGGUACCGAUGCGGCGGAGGGACUCAUCUCCUUCCACGUCUACUCCUUCAGCUCCUUCCUCUUCUCCAGCCUCAUUGCCUUGGCUCUCAAGCAAGCCAUCAAGAUCAGCCAAAUAAGUUGUUGUAGCAGUAUUGGAAAUGGUGGCUCGGAUUCUGAGUUGCUUGUUGCCAACAUGGGACAUGUUAACCAGGUGGGUUUGCGGGUCGGUACGCUGGUCUCGGCAUUCGGGUCGGUUUUAGGAUGUGGUUUCUUGAUGAUGGCCUUGGUGGACUUGGUUCAGAUCAAAUUGGGGAGGUUGAGUUGUGGGGAUUUGUAUACUUUUGCUGCAAUUGGUCCUUUGCUUGCUUUUUCCUCAAAUCCGCCGCCAAAGCUCCUCAAAAUUGCUCUCUUCGUCAAGAAAUGGCCUCAUAGAUCUCAAGCAGGAGGGCUAGAACGCCAUGCUUUGACUCUCCACCUUGCACUCGCCAAAAGAGGUCAUGAACUUCACAUCUUCACCAGUUCUCCUCCAAAUUCCUCCUUUCCAAGGUACCCUUUCAAUAAUUUACGCUUUCACCUCUCAAAGCCAACAGCUUCUGGUUACCUGGACCAAGCUCUAGUUUGGAAACUAUUUCAAACCCAAAACUCAACAGGAAGACCUUUUGAUGUGAUCCACACUGAAAGUGUUGGUCUCAUGCAUACUCGAUCACGCAAUCAUACGAAUCUGGCUGUUACUUGGCAUGGGAUUGCAUAUGAAACUAUCCAUUCUGACAUCAUACAAGAACUUAUUCGGAGUCCUGAAGAACCACAGGGGUACGCAUUGGCUGAAAGAGUUACCAAGGUUGUCGAAGAGGUGAGGUUCUUCCCCAGUUAUGCUCACCAUGUUGCUACCAGUGACCAUGUCGGAGAUGUACUGAAGAGGAUUUACAUGAUCCCGGAUGAACGCGUACACAUUAUUCUUAAUGGUGUUGAUGAGGAGAUUUUCAAGCCAGACAUUGUCAAAGGGAAGGAUUUCAAGAAAAGGUUUGGGGUGCCUGAAUCUAAGACGUUGGUUUUAGGAAUGGCUGGGAGGUUGGUGAAGGAUAAAGGACAUCCAUUGAUGUUCGAGGCUUUGAAGCAAAUGCUCAGUGAAAAUGAUGCAUUCAGGCAUAGUGUUGUCCUUCUAGUUGCUGGCAAUGGUCCUUGGGGAGCUAGGUACAGAGAUCUUGGAUCUAAUGUUCUUGUUUUAGGGCCACUAGAACAAGCUCAGCUAGCUGACUUCUACAACGCAAUAGAUAUUUUCGUGAACCCAACUCUUCGUGCUCAGGGAUUGGAUCAUACUUUGUUGGAAGCAAUGCUCUCUGGUAAGCCAGUAAUGGCGACAAGACUUGCAAGCAUUACAGGCUCUGUGGUUGUUGGGACAGAAGUCGGUUAUACAUUUUCACCGACAAUAGCUUCACUAAAGAAGACCCUCUAUAGAGUUUGGGAUGAUGGCAGAGGAGGUCUAAAGCAGAAAGGUCAGGCAGCAAGGCAAAGAGGCUUACAAUUGUUCACUGCUACCAAGAUGGUAGCUGCUUAUGAAAGGCUAUUCCUUUGUUUAUCCAAUGAUGAGAAAAAUGGGGAAAACUACUGUCAAUAUCAAGCUCCUUUACACUAA
This is a messenger RNA of Fragaria vesca subsp. vesca, 1853 nucleotides long. RefSeq lists its product as uncharacterized. Bases 69 to 1853 code for a protein of 594 amino acids. Lineage: Eukaryota; Viridiplantae; Streptophyta; Magnoliopsida; Rosales; Rosaceae. The record is from RefSeq and is a predicted model, not a curated record. The transcript has 2 exons.